UACCUGUUACCAUUUUGUUGCAAUCUGCAAAGUUAUAGUUUAUGCCUUAAGAGGCUUGUAUCAGGAUUACCCAAGUGGCCUCAGCCAGUGAACCACAACCACACCUCGCUAUGAGUCUUGUGAAAGUAUCAAAGAGAAAGUGAGCAUCACGCUACAGCCACACACACGCGCCGUUUGCCAGCGUGUAUACACAACUUGCUGCUCGACUAUCAAACCUGCAUAAAAAACUUUCUUUAACCCACUUUCUUGUAGUCACGAGUCGCCGCGACCAUCUUUCGCCUCUCACUCGUUUGAAUUAAUUUUAGUAGUGUGUCGCGCGUGGUGGUCGGCAGUGGUAUGUGCCCUACCAUGGUCCCAGUGUAGUCCAGGCGGCGCGGCGGUGGUGGGACGUGGGGAUAGUGUGUCAGUGACGAUAAUUCGGUGGAACUCCCGCCGGUGGGGGUGGCUCGGUGACUCGCCAUGUGUGACAUGCAGAAAAUGCCCACCAGAGAGGAUGCCUCUUGUGAGGAGGAGGAGGAGAUGAAUUUCGCAACAUUCUCAGCGGUGGGGUCGGCUGGGACCCACUUUGUGACUACGACCGGCCAGCUGCCAGUGGCCAAGAUCCAGCAGAAUGUAGCCAACAAUGGCACCGCCAUUCAGCAGGUGGUGGGCGUGAUGGGGUCGGAGGGCGUGCAGUACGUGCGCGCGCUGGACGCGGGUGGCAUGCAGGCCACUCCGCACCUCAUCUCCGUGCCCAUCGCGCUGCCCGGCGCCAAGCCUGGUGACCCGCAACCGACAGUGCAGAUCCAGGUGCUGAGCCCCAACAUGCUGCAGCAACAGCAGCCCAAAUACCAGAUGCAAAUACCCAUACAAGGCUUCCAACAAGGAGGAGCGGUACUGACAGUGGCGUACUCUCCUGAGAACGAAGCCGGAGGGAUCCAACUCCUCGGAAACACGCUACCUGAAGGUACAUUCAGGAUGCGAACAGGUCUACAAGUAGUGACCAUGCCGCAAGAGAUGCAGCUCAUACAACCGGCGCAGGCGCAGACGCAGGAAAAAGAGCAGCAGCAACAAAUUCAACAUCAGGUAUUCAUAACGCCGAACCAGCAGAUAAUAAUCAACAACAUAGAGGACGGCAAGGUGGUGAACAACAACACGAGCAGCAACAACAACAACGAGCACGUCGACAACAUCGUCAUCAAGGAGGAGUUUGAUGACAUCGCCGAUGAUGAUGAAAGCUCGCAAGGCACCGAAGCGAGCGACAGUAUGUCGUGGCAAGUCACCGGCAGCAGCCAGGCAGACCUUAUCAAGUACCUCAACACAUUACAGCCACAGCAAGCGCAAGCGCUGCCAGUGUCGCUGCAGCAGUUCCUGCGGCUGAACCCCUCGGACAACAAGCGCGUGGAGCAGAUCGAGAUCCAGGUCAGCUCCGGGCCCGACACGCGGGACAAGAAGGACAUAGUCACCGAGGCUGUGCUCUCUGAAGACGGCACUCUCAGGAUACAGAGCAAAAAGAAGAAGAAAUACAAGAAGAAGCCGCCGAAACCGGCGCGGCCGAAGCCCGGGCAGGUUGUGAUCGCGCAGGCGUCGGACGGCACGCCCAUCUUCUGCUGUCCCGAGUGUCAGAUGGCCUACCCUGAGAAGGAGCAGCUCGAGAUGCAUCUGAUAGUGCACAAGAUCGAACGACGGUUCAUUUGCGGCAUCUGUGGGGCUGGAUUGAAACGCAAAGAGCACUUAGAGCGACACAAGUUGGGCCACAACCCGGAGCGGCCGUUCGUGUGCAGCGUGUGCCGCAAGGGGUUCAAGAGGCGCGAGCACCUCAACCUGCACACCGUCAUACACUCCGGCGUCAAGACUGAGCUCUGCGGCGAGUGCGGGAAGGGUUUCUACCGCAAGGACCACCUGCGCAAGCACACGCGCUCGCACGAGCACAAGCGCGCGCGCGACGAGGCGGCGGGCGACGUGGACAUCAAGCCGCAGCCGCCGCUGGCGCCCGGCGGCUCCAUCCUGCCCGAGAUCACCAUACAUGUACCGACAUCAUCCAACAUGAAUGUCCCCGUGCAGAUCAACAUCCCGCCGCACGUGGUGUCCUCCCUCACGGCCGCCCACACGGCGUCUCAAUCCGCGCACACCGAGCCGCUCGACGCGCUGCUCGCACACCACUCGUGACGUGAGCCACAGCCCUAGCCUAUUACAUUACCACAGGAAUAUCACAAACGAGCCUGUAUGGUGUGACUCAGCGGCGUCAGCCUUAAAAGUACAUGAGUUCAUUCCCAGCGCUAGACGCGCUGCUCGUACACCACUCGUGACCUGAGCCAUUAUACUCGCUUACAAUACCGCUUACAUUACCAUGGGAAUAUGGUAUGACGUCAGCGGCAUCAGCAAUCGCAGGGGUACACUUGUCAAACGGGAAUGGGUCCUAACCUAACCGAUGCGAACACAACGAGACCUCGCUGCCGAGGUUGUGUGACACAAUGACUUUGCUUCUCUUAAUUUAUGACUUGAGGCAGAAAGACUUAAAAGGUUUUACUCUACCUGUUGGAAUAGUAAAACAUAAGCGACAAAUUCUGUAUCACUCUACAUUAUACUGUAAAUUAAAUAAAAACAACAAAGAUUACAAAAAAUGAUCUAAUAGUAAGAUACUAGAUUUUCUAGCAAACUUAUUCCUUGGGGGGUUAAAAAGGCCACAUCAAAGGUCAAAUUGCAAUAUUGCUUUUUUAGAUGCUUCGAUUUGGCCUUUUUAACCACCCUUGUGUAUUUUUUUUUGAACAUUUAGUGAUUUCAAUUUUGUAUUAUAGUUUAGUUAAAAGUAAUUAUUAUACUUUCCCUUUAGAGGCAUUAUGAAUUAGUUUAUCAGUUUCAAAACCCAGUUGAAAUUAACAAAAAGAUUUGAAUGUGACAAACAAUUGUAUGUGAAUAGUAAAUGACUGGAAUACAGGGUAUGAAGAAUGUGUAAGUACAGGAACACCAAGAUGUUUGACACACUUGCCCUUAGAUUUAAAAAUAAUAUUGAAACAUAGCAUGGCGGUAGAGUCCGGUAGAUUUAGAAAAAAAAAAAGCAAUAGUACUACUAUUAAAACAUAUAUUCAAUGUUGCAUGUAAAUCGAGAAUCGAAAUCAAAGGAACUGAGUAGCAUUACGUUGUAUUACUCGACAACUUAGCUUCAUAAUGGACUGUCUACUAAUAAGUUUAAAAUCACGUAUAUUUAUUGUAUUUUUAAUUAAAGGAGGAAAAAAUAAGCGUAUAGAUGACGAGUAAUACAAAAUAUGGGUUAAUGCAGGUUGCGGACCGCGCGCUAAGCGAAGUUGUUUAGCUUAGCUCGCGAUUUUCCAUGGUGCAUAGUACGCUUGCAGUCUGGACACAAUUAUAUAACGUUAUUGAAGCGUCAAGGAGCGUGUAUGAAGCGUCAGCUAUGCGAGCUAAGCUUAAAGUAAGCUCGCGGUCUGCAACCGACAUUGCUUGGUUAAUGUGACAGACACAAGUACAGCGGUGUACAUAUCAUUCUUAUGAACUGCUAAUUUAUUAACGUCCAAAUAUAAUGCAAUAAAAUAGAUAGGUGAAUAACAACGUUUCCUAAAUUUAUAAUUGUCAUUAAUUAAGCUCUAUGUAUACUUGUAUGUAAUAUUUGGUCUUGUGCGAGUUGGUCUCGCGUUCCGACAGGGUGCCGUACCAGCGUACCGAGGGUGAACUUAACCGAUGGGGGUAAAUAAUAUAGCGCAAUACGGCGUUAUAAAAUAUUUGAACUUGGCGUUAAUUACCUUUAUUAUGUUCCUUGUCAGGCCCAUAUUUAGUCGAAUAUUGAUUAUUUGUUGUAUACUUUAUAGUAUGCACUAUAACUGAUGUGGCAGUGGGUGGUCACAUUUGUCGCAGAACCGACUACCGCUGGUGCAAGCGUGUCCUGGAGUGGACACGUGGGACCCCUGGUAAGCGGGACGACAUGCAGAAGGUGGCUGGAAGGCUUAGAAUAGGGCUUUGUGGUGCGCCUUUGGAGAAGCCUAUGUCCAGCAGCGGACUGUAAUGGGCUGAUGAUGGUGGUAGUGGAUGCACUAUAACCACACCAAGCCUGACGCUUGUAUUUUUACCGUAUUAUUUGUUCGUAAAUUCGGUAAAAUAAUACAAAAUAUGUGAACAUUUCAACCGGCUACUGGUAGGUUAAUAGGAUUCCGUUACGGCAAGUACGGCACCCUAAAAAAAACUAAAACUAGUUAGGUUGAGCUGCAGUUUGACAUGGUAACGGUGCGUCCACACUGGAGUUGCUUUUGUUCAGUUUUGUAUAAGAUGUUGCUCACUAACAUUAAGUAAUGUUGCAAAAAGUUAUUUCAACGUGAGUGGACGCACCAUUACGUGAUGUUUUUGUAUUUUUAUAACAUGAUUGUGUGUGAUCGUGUCAAUUAGCGGCUGACUAUCAAGAGACGUAACCGUUACUGCAAGUAUAUUUAGAUCCUCAUAUCCAUUGGUGAUAUUCGUAAUUAGGUAGGAAAGCUUAUUUCUAUGAAAUGAGAUCACCAUUUUUUUGCAUGUAAUGUAUUAGUUUUACAGUAUACAGAUUUUGCUACAUUGAUUUUGUUUGAAAAAGCUGAUUUGUACUAAAGUUGAUGUGUAUAUAAUAUCAUGUCCACUGUGAUAUUGAUACCAUUUCCCGCUGUAUUCGUUGCGACUCUUCAAUCAUGUGAAUUUAUUAUUUUAUAGAUACGUUUUACUAUAUUCCACAGUUGUGAUAAAUUAUCUUCUAUAAAUCUGUGUAUCUGUACUCUCUUAUUUAGUUCUCUUGAGCUAACAUGACAUUAUAGGUGUAUACUUAUUUAUAUUUUCUAUUGUUUUCUUUAUAUUUUGUUUUAGACUCGUCCCAGGGCUGCUACUUGUAAAAUAAAUUGAUCUUGUAAAUAAAACAUUGACAGUUGUAAAUAUGUAAACUACAGAUUUUCAAUUAAAAAUUUAUGCUUAUCAUUCGGCCGACUAGGACAAAUCUGGGUAAACCCGCAAGGAUGGCAACCCUGGCUAGUAGUAAGUAUUACUUUUAUAAUUAUGAAUGUUCAACGAAGUACGAACUCUGUCUCGCGUUAGUUCAAGAGAAUCGCAACAGUUUUUCGCCCACGAUAUUAACAUUUUCAGCUUUAAUAUAGGUGUAAAGUUUAUUUCUAAUUAUAUUUUUGUACUUAGUCGUAAGUUGUACAAGUUAACUAUGUUUUGAUAACAUGGUGCUCUCAUGAUUGAGUGGCGUUCAGAUAUAAGUCUAAUAUUUCCCAUUGGCAAACAUAUACCUAUUUUGAAAACAACAGAAAGGUAAACCUUUGUGCUUAUCUUAAUUAAAAAACUAUAUGUUUCGUAUCUAACUUAUAAUAUUAAACGUAAUAGACCAGACCUUCACCUCCAAGUGCCAUGUGGGCCACAUAAGAAGUAGCAUUAGUGAAAUGUGCCAGAACCACAAUUAUAACCUUAGCCGACCGAAUAUUAGACUCAAAUUUGAAUGCAUCUCUUUACUUCCUUUUAUAAAUAGGUGCAUUUGUGUUGCACGGAGAGCCUGAAUGUAUGCCACACAUUUUUGAACGCAGAAUGAUAAAUAGACAAAACAAUGUAUAAAGUAUACUGGCAAGCGCAAGCAUGGUUUUCGAAGACUCAUUUUCGUUUUAGCUGCUCUGAUGAGAUCCCAAUUGCAAAAUAUUCGGCUCCUCUGUACAAGCACGUGUAAUUGUAUAGUUAGCUAUAAUUUAAGUUUAGUUAGAACUUUUGUCAUCACAGUAUUUCUUCGAAUGCAUCUUCCUAACUUCUAUUUCAUCUGCAUAGUUUGUGUAUACUUUCUAUAUCACUGCUUCGAAUAAUUUUCUGUCCAUGAAAUACAUUUAGGUAAACAGUGUAAUUUCACCUUAUGUAACACUAACGAAGUUAACCAAUUUAAAGAGAUAUUUUUUUACUUUGUUUAUUUGAAAUUAGUUGCAAGUAUUAUGUAAAUUAAGUUGGACAACCAGACUUCAGUGUGGAGUUGUAGAUUGUAAACGUUUAUGAUUUUUUUAUUUAUUAAGAAAGGUUCUUAAGAUGUCAAAUCUUAAGGUAUACCACAUAACAAUAAAAUCUUUGAUUUUUAUAAAGAA
Molecule: messenger RNA, 6068 nt
Organism: Pectinophora gossypiella (pink bollworm)
Lineage: Eukaryota; Metazoa; Arthropoda; Insecta; Lepidoptera; Gelechiidae
Product: zinc finger protein with KRAB and SCAN domains 5-like
Exons: 14
Coding region: 460-2148 (562 amino acids)
Biological process (GO): regulation of transcription by RNA polymerase II
Molecular function (GO): DNA-binding transcription factor activity; RNA polymerase II cis-regulatory region sequence-specific DNA binding
Source: RefSeq, a predicted model, not a curated record